Molecule: messenger RNA, 1406 nt
Organism: Impatiens glandulifera
Lineage: Eukaryota; Viridiplantae; Streptophyta; Magnoliopsida; Ericales; Balsaminaceae
Exons: 6
Coding region: 65-1204 (379 amino acids)
Cellular component (GO): cytoplasm; membrane
Source: RefSeq, a predicted model, not a curated record
CGAUUGAUUUUCAGAAGAAUUACACAUCUCCCGUCAUCUCCUUCCAAUCCUUUCUCUACCAGCAAUGGCGUCUGUAAGUAGCUUCACGCCACAGAGAUUCAUCUCUCUCUCCUCUCCAAAACCAAACCCUAUCCAACUUCACCAGAUCAAGAACCUUUCAAUCUCUUCCUUCAACACUCAAUUCCGCCACAAUCUACUCAAAAUCAAACAAAAAGACCGUCUAAUAGUCAGUUCCGUUUUCAACGACGAACGAGAUGUUAUUCCACUACAGAGCACCGACUCAACAGACCAGCCAGACAGUGUUCUCGUCGGAACUGAGAGAGAAAUCCAAGGAGGAGAGAUUCUGAGUCAAGUAGUCGCUGGAUUUGCGUCCGAAGGAAGAUUAUCACUCGAAGGCGGCGGCGGUGAAUUCCAGAGUUUCUCAUCAUCAUCAGCUGAUGGAAACGAUCAGGAAGAAGAUGUUAACAAGUUAAUCGAUAGAUCGAUUAACGCUUGUAUUGUUCUCGCUGCUGGAACUUUCGCCAUUACUAAACUUCUUACAAUCGACCACGAUUACUGGCACGGAUGGACUCUAUACGAGAUAUUGAGAUACGCACCUCAACAUAACUGGACAGCUUAUGAAGAAGCACUAAAAUCAAAUCCAGUUUUCGCUAAAAUGGUGAUUAGUGGUGUUGUGUAUUCAGUAGGAGAUUGGAUUGCACAGUGUUAUGAAGGAAAACCUAUCUUUGAAUUUGAUCGAGCUCGAAUGUUCAGAUCAGGGAUAGUAGGGUUUACAUUACACGGAUCACUUUCUCAUUACUAUUACGAGAUCUGCGAAGUGAUAUUUCCAUUUCAUGAUUGGUGGGUAGUUCCAGUUAAGGUUGCUUUUGAUCAAACGAUAUGGUCUGCAAUUUGGAAUAGCAUUUACUAUACAGUAGUUGGAUUAUUGCGGAUGGAUUCGCCUUCAAAUAUCUUUAAGGAAUUGAGAGCAACAUUCUUUCCUAUGUUGACUGCAGGGUGGAAACUAUGGCCAUUUGCUCAUCUGAUUACUUAUGGCGUUAUUCCGGUUGAACAAAGGCUUCUUUGGGUUGACUGCGUAGAACUCAUUUGGGUCACAAUUCUAUCAACAUAUUCAAAUGAGAAAUCCGAAUCAAGAACAUUGGAUUUGCCAGCCGGAACAAGUCCACAAGGACCCCAACAAUCUGCAGGUCCUCCCGAGGAGUAAAGAAAUGAACAAGAAGGGGGCAGCAGGACAGGAAGAGGAAUAUAUUAUUGUUUUACCAUUGAAAUCAGAUUCCCUAAAUAUAUAUAUAGAUAGAUUAUAGAGGGAAACUAACUGCAAAUAUGUGUGUUGUGAUAAAAUAGCUCAUUGAUCUUCUCUUAUAAGAGUUACUGUAUAUUGAUCAAAAUAAAUAUUAUACUCUCUA